Vitrella brassicaformis is the source of this 2603-nucleotide messenger RNA. The record is from the annotation of a GenBank genome assembly. Lineage: Eukaryota; Vitrellaceae.
UCACACAUAAGCAUCGAGCCCCCUCACUGCAGAUGCACACGCAAGGCCCGCCCUCCUGAUCAGAAUGCUCUUGGUAUGCCGAUCCAACGUUCUAUACCUCUCCUUGCCCAUCCCAAACAGCCGUACAAAGUCUGAUGGGUGAAGGUACUCCCACCGCCUCUCGUGGUCCACCCACGGCGGCAGCCUCGACUCGCUUCUCUCCCGCACCACCUCGUCGAGUGGGAAAUACAGCUCAAAUGGGUAUGGGGAGAAGGGCGGGCUGACGUCACGAGAUGUCUCACGGAGGGGAGCCCCACAGCAGCUUGGGGACGGCAGGUAGCUGCCUGUGGUGGUUGCGAGGAGGCGGUCUCUGGUCUUGUCGACGAUCCUGUCCUCUUGGAAGAGUCUGCGGGCCGCCGAGAGAGACAUGGUGGGCGACGAUGGGGCGACUGCCGAUGAAUACGCGAAGCAGCAGGGGCGUGUGGCGGCGUAGUGACACACGCGAGCCGCAUGACAUGACACACGCGAUCGACGGGGUGAGGGGGAGUACAGGUGCUCCCUUCCGAGUAAUAUGGGGAGGUCAUGAGAAUGGGACGCAGGGCAGGCGGUGGUGCUGAGCGGCGGGGAGGCAGUCGAUGGCGACAUCGAUGGAUACAUGCUGCCCCCUCCUCCUCUCGUCUUGGCAUUUGGCGACGACGGCCUCGUGUCUCUGUGAGGACUGAGUCGCGGCUGCUGCUUGUGUGGGUUGAAUCGAGGGUUCGUGUGGAUGAACAGGCCGGUCCGCUCGCCCUCAUCGAUGACACCACGACCGAGAGGCACACGCCCUGCAGCUGCCGUCUUGACUCUGCUGUUUUCUCCCCACUCAUUGCCCGACAUCAGCAGCGACUUCUGGGGUGUUUGCUGCUGUGUGGUAGCCAUGGUGGCCGACAGGGUGUUGAGCAUGCUUGUCAGCUGUGAGAUCCACCAGGGGUUGUGUGACGACGCAGAGAGCGUCAGGUGAGCUGUGGGAGUCGGGGGGAGGAGGUCCUGGGCCGGCUGCUGGGUGGGGGAGGUUAUAAGAGACAUGAGGGAGGAGGGGGUGUUCGGAUGUUGGGAGGCGUGCAGCGUGGCGCGCUGCUGGGCGAGAUACCAGUCGACCAGCUCCUUCAAAAGCUCACGAUGGCUCUCAAUCGCGUCCUGUGUCGAACACCAAGCAUUGGAGGACAUCUCUGACAUCCCUAUCGCGUCACUCACCUUGACGAAUGGAUGGUUGCACAGCUCCUCGGCUGACGCCCUUGCACUUGGGUCCAGACGCACACAGCCUUCCACAAAAUCCCGGAUGUAGCUGAAAAAUGGGACAGACAGGAACCAAUCGAUGGUAUGAUUGUCAGCUGCCCCCCUCCCCUACUGGCUGAAUCUGUGUGGGGGGUUGAGCUCUGGCGGGUGCCGCAGCUGCGUCAUCUGCAGAAAGAGGCUGAUCGGGGUGGCUGAGGGGUCGGUAGUCAACUCGCUCGUCGGAGGGGACCCCUAAGGGAUGGAUGGGUGACACACACACAUAUACACGUCACUGGCCUGUGAGAGACACAAGACCGUUUGAGCAUGCCUUUGCCAGCUCCAUCGUCGUGAUGCCGAGCGACCAGAUGUCAGCCUUCUCGUUGUACCCCUUCUCGCCCAGCACCUACACAGCAUCUCAGUGCAUGCCUAAGGGGCAUCCCAAGUGUGUGUGUGUGUACACUCACUUCUGGGGCGAUCCACAGGGGGCUGCCGCAAACGGCAUACACGGUCUCGCCAGGAGAAAACACUGCAGGACAGCACAUCGCGCCAUCGAUGUGAUGUCCACUCGCUUGUCCAUGCCCGACGCUCAUUUACGUUUGCUGAUUCCAAAGUCUGUCAGGUAUGCCCUCCCCUCGUUCGACACCAGGAUGUUGGCAGCCUUCACGUCUCUGUGGAUCAGCCCUUUCUUGUGCAGGCCGUCGAGGGCUCUGCAGACGUCCUUCAUGAUGACGGCAAUCAGCGACUCGUCGAUGCCCCAGCCAUCUGAAUCGUCAUUCUGCUGAUACAUGUGCACCUAUGGAGGCCACACAUGGCUGACAUCUGGGCAAACAGACACGUGCUUCCUUCCUUGCUUGCAUGGCGCACCAGCGUGUCAAGUGAGCAUCCCUCAAUGCACUCCAUGGCCAGCACCAGGACAGCUUUGUCUCCAUCGCCCACCACAAAGGACUCAUAGAGUGAGGGCGUAAGGCCUGGGAUGGUCUCGGACGCCUGCGCAGGAAAAAAAAGCGAACUCUCAAUGACUCAAACUUCAAGCAAUCCUACCAAUUUGAGGAACGAUAUUUCCUGUGCCACAUCGGCCAAAUCAGCUGGCAUCCCGCUCUUCUCCACACCAGCAGCCCCUUGGUUGCCGCCAAAGCUCGUGACUUGCGGCUGGCUUGACCCGUGAAGAGGCUUGUGUGUGGCGUGAUUGAGAGGAAUGAGCUUCAACGCAACCGUGGCGGGCAGGUGAGCCGAACUGGAGGGAGCCGAUGGCGAAACGGGAGCCAGAGAGCUGCAUGGAAAGGCACUAGCUCUGAGAGGCACUAGCUCUGAAUCUCCUUCCCGCUCCCCGCACACUGUGUCUGCCUUACCAUUUCCAUACUUCUCCAGAG